ACCAUGUGACAAAGAAGAAGAGAAUCUUAUCUAAGCGUGACACCAAAUACAAAAUAAGCAAAGAUGGCCUCGAGUGGCGACGAAAAUCAGGUGGCUCCUGGAGAUCCGGUGACGGUUUCCACACGCAUGAUUGAUGCCGGAACUACGAUCAUGCAGAGGAGAUUACCAGUGAAGCAAAUGAACUGUCAUGUUUCGACGUUUGCGAUUUACAGUGGAGAUAUGUCCAGGCAAAUAGAGACUCACCACUAUGUUCACAGAGUCAACGACGAGUUCCUCCAGUGUGCGGUUUACGCCUCUGACCGUUCUGAUGCACCUCUCAUCGGAAUUGAAUAUGUAAUAUCAGACCGGUUAUAUGAAAAUCUGCCUCAAGAUGAGCAAAAGCUUUGGCACUCUCAUGCUUACGAGGUUAAGUCAGGUUCGUGGGCUUAUCCACGAUUGCCUGAGAUUUUAGCUACUCCAGAGCUCAAGAACAUAGCCAAAACGUACGGUAAAUUUUGGUGCACCUGGCAGAUAGACCGAGGUGACAAAUUACCAGUGGGUGCACCGGAACUGAUGAUGUCACCACAAGGGGUAUUAAGGCCGGAGUUGGUUAAGAUCAGAGAUGAGAAGUACAACAUAUCGACCGAUGAGUUGAAACAUCAGAGAGCAGAGAUAGCCGAACCUGAGUGGAUCAAUCCGAUGGCAGAUUACUGGAAGCAACAUGGUAAGUGUUUCGUAAUCGAUAUUGCGACUGUCGAUAUGAAAAGUAACGAGAAAUUCCCUUGAACAAUGUAUUAUGAACAGGGUUUAUAAAUAAUAUAAUAAUGUCACACUUGUUUUCAUUUUUUGUCAAGAAGAUAAAUAUGAAAAGGUGUUACACGAGAA
This is a messenger RNA of Brassica napus (rape), 864 nucleotides long. RefSeq names its product oil body-associated protein 2C. The transcript is spliced from 3 exons. Lineage: Eukaryota; Viridiplantae; Streptophyta; Magnoliopsida; Brassicales; Brassicaceae. The record is from RefSeq and is a predicted model, not a curated record. Bases 64 to 765 code for a protein of 233 amino acids.